CGCAUGCGCUGCUCUGUCAUACGUGCACCAGUGCUGGAGUAAUCUACAGUGUGCUGAGGCGAAGUCGCGGUCGAGGUUGACACAUUUAUAAUGUUUUGCUGAAGCCGGUGGCGUAUUUCUGCUCUUCAGUCCAAGCCUCAGAAUCAUGCUGCGCGUGUGCUGGAAAGGGGCGCGUGCGGCGGCGCGGCAAUGUGUGUGUGGUAAAGCGUCGGCCCAUCCGUUACAGCACUGCCGCAGAUACACCACAGCUGGAGACUCUGGAUCUUCUGCUGGGAAAAUAGUGGCCGCUAGUCUUUUGACGGUCGGCGGCGGUGUUGGCGGUACGAUCCUUUAUGCCAAGUGGGAUCCGAAGUUUCGGGCAAAUGUAGAGAAGAGCGUUCCUUACUCUGAUCAGGUGUUUGAGAUGGUGCUUGGGCCGCCACCUUCUCCACCUGUCCCUUUACAGAAGAAACCGGUAAAGAUCGAACCCCUGCAGAUCUCCUCACUGUCAGAAACUACGAAGGAGUCCAAGCAGCCCAAAGCUAAAGCCAAGAAGUCUGAUCCAGCACCUGUGGAAGCUCCGCCGGCUGUAGAGGAAGCGCCAGCACAGACGCUCCAGGAAGCCUCAGCAGAGGCCGCUCACAUUAUUUCGGCUAUCAGCGACGUGCCCUCUGUGCCCGCGCCGGGUACGAGCGACGACGGCCCAGCGGACCACACGCCGGCAGCUGAAGAGUGUCAUCCUGAGCCGGCGCUGACGGAGAGGCCUGCGGAGGAAGUGAGCGCUCGACUGGCGCAGCAGGAUAAGGCGGAGCAGGAUGCGCUGGCAGCUCUGACUGCUGGACUGGAGGAGACUCUGGGCAGCUCCGCUAAGAUCACCCUGCAGGCCAUCGGAGCGCAGGAGGUUGCGCUGACCGCCAUCACUGCACACACUGACAAACUCAAAGAAGCCAUGGACUCACAGACUCCUCCAGACGAGAAGUCGGCUCAAUGGAAAGCUCUGAACGAGGCUCUGAGCGAGAGGACCAGAGCCGUGGACGAGGCUGGAGACGCCCUGCUGAAAGCCAAAGGAGAGCUUGAAAGGCUUCGUGAAGUGAUCAACAGCGCAAAACAAGCCAAGAUUGACGCGGCGAGACCUCAGAUCCUGGCCGCUGAGGAGAACCUGCACAGCAUGAUUGUGGAUCUGGACAAAGUAGUGACCAAGGUGCAGACGGCGCAGUCAGAGGCGAAGGUCGUGUCUCAGUACAGUGAGCUGGUGAACGAAGCCAAAGCUCAGUUCCAGCAGGAGCUCGCCAACAUCACACCUGAAAUACAGGCCAACUGGAAGGGACUGUCGGGAAAGCUGAGCGUGGAUGAUCUGAACUCUCUGAUCGCUCACGCGCACCGCCGCAUUGACCAGCUGAACCGUGAGCUGGCGGAGCAGCGGGUGAGGGAGCAGAUCCACAUCGAGACGGCUCUGGAGCAGCAGAAGCUGGAGGAUCGGAAAGCGCUGGAGAAAGCCGUGGUUUCUGCGCUGGAGCACAGCCGCGAGGACAUGAGACUCGAGCAGGAGAAGAAGGUUCAGGAGAUGCGUGAGGUGAUGGAGGCUGAGAUGAGGACACAGCUGCGCCGUCAGGCUGCCGCUCACACGGAUCACCUGCGGGACGUGCUGAAGGUUCAGGAACAGGAGCUGCGCGAGGAGGCGCAGGAGAUCCUGACCAGUAAGAUGAUGGAACAGGAAACUCAUUACCGCAGACUGACUCAAGAACAGCUGGACACCUUCACUCUGGACAUGAACGCCGCUUACGCCCGCCUGAAGGGCAUCGAAGAGGCCAUCGACAGUCAUGUGACUGCAGAGGAAGAGGCCCGUAAGGCUCACCAGUUGUGGCUUUCUGUAGAGGCUCUGAACUACACGCUCAAGUCAGCAGGUGCCGAUUCCCCCACCGAGCCUCUAGAGGGCGCUGUGCGCGCCAUCAAAGAGAGCUGUGCGGAGAACGAGUUCGCGCAGGCAUUGGCCACCGCCAUUCCCGAAGAGUCUCUCAGCCGAGGGAUCUACAGCGAAGCUUUCCUUCGCGCACGUUUCUACGACAUCCGCCGGCUCGCGCGACGCGUGGCGCUCAUCGACGAGACCCGCAACAGCCUUUACCAGUACUUCCUGUCCUACCUGCAGUCCGUCCUUUUGUUUGAGAGGGAGCAAGAAGCGCCACCUGCUAAAUUAGCACCUGAAGAUCUCGACACGUUCAAGCUGCUCGCCUACGCGACUUACAGCAUCGAGCGCGGCGACCUGGAACUAGCCGCGAAGCUAAUCAACCAGCUUCGCGGCGAGUCGCAGCGCGUGGCGCAGGACUGGCUUAAAGAAGCCCGGCUAACCUUAGAAACCAAGCAGGUGAUUAGCCUGCUAUCGGCGUAUGCUAACGCCGUAGGGUUGGGCACCACACAGGCCCCUUAGCCACGCCCACUCUGUGGAGAUUAUGUAAAUUACGAGGAGUGUCAUUCGCCCGCUGUUAACUGAACCUUCCGCUCAGCUGAUUUAAUUUAUAAAUAGAUUGUGUGCUAGCCAAAAAUUUUGUUUUCUUAUCUGUCCGAAGCACUUUCACAGGAAGUUUCUGCCCUUAAAACAGUUCUUAAGUGGCCUACCAUCCAGAACAGACCGUAAGUGUCCCUCGUGUGCGGAAAAACACAUCUCAAGGGUUUUGUUGAUCUUGGCAGUGGCACUCCUCAGUGUAUAUGCUGCACAUCUCACUGUUCAGGAUCAGGUUGAAGGGCCUGCGGGUCAAAACCACUGAUGGCAGCGGGACACUAACCUGUUCACCGUUUCACAUGUAACGCUUCAGUUUCAAAGUUGUCUAUUAACCCAGACUGUUAAGAAUAUUCAGUCCUGCUCUCAUUCACUAUUGGAGAUCAAUAAAUCAUGGUUGUUGACGAGAA
This is a messenger RNA of Megalobrama amblycephala (Wuchang bream), 2883 nucleotides long. RefSeq names its product inner membrane protein, mitochondrial (mitofilin) (gene immt). Gene Ontology annotation, biological process: cristae formation. Gene Ontology annotation, cellular component: MICOS complex. The record is from RefSeq and is a predicted model, not a curated record. The transcript has 14 exons. The coding region runs from base 146 to 2404 and encodes 752 amino acids. Lineage: Eukaryota; Metazoa; Chordata; Actinopteri; Cypriniformes; Xenocyprididae.